AUGGCCUCCUCGCUGGCAAACGGUGUGACAAGCGAUAUGAUUGCCGCAACAACUUCGACAAGUGGUAUUGCGACACUAUCCACAAAUAAACACAUCACGACGUCCAGCCUAGCUCAAUCCGCGGCAACAUUAUUGAGCAGCAGCACUUCGAGCCAUGUGGCCGUGGGCACUUUGACGACAUCGACAUCGUCCCCGAUAUCGACGUCUCUGCCUCUUGUUACGGCUGGUCCGAACCAUCUCAAUGACAGCGUGGACACUACCAGCAUCAGCUGGGGUCCCGAUAUUACUGCUGUACCCAUCCCGACCCAGGAGGCUUCGGGCAAUAGCAGUCAACCUCCGCCAGCUCAUACUGGUCUCUCGCCCAAAUCAAGGCAAAUAACGAUCGCAGUGUCGGUCAUAGGCGGAGUACUGUUCAUCGCAAUACUCAUAUAUAUCUGCUCUCGGCGACGAAAGGGUGCAACGUACUCUGAGGUUGUGACCUGUCGACCUCACAAUCCGAGCACCAUACUAUCAGGCACGGACGCACAAGAGAUGCGACUGACUGCGCUACCGAUCUAUCGAGAAUACCGAUACUCGGUCCGAUCGUCCAAGCACCCAUCUCUGAUCAAUCUGUCACAUCCGCCUACGAACAGGAAAUCCUUACCGAGCAGCAAAGCCGCACGCAAGCUGGCUAGGCAGAGUGCAUCAAACCCAAGUGCCUGGAAGUCUGCCCAUCCACCUACUGCGCCGCAGACGCCACUGCGGGAGGUACAUGGUCGGUCAUUCCUGUUCGACGCGAGUCCACCACAGAGUGUGGUCAGUAAGCCGGAGCGAGCUCGAGUAAUAGAGCCACAACAAGCCCCACCGAAGAGCUCCACAAGGAAUUCAGGUCCAAUUGUAUCGAUACGGCGGAGCACCAAAACAGACGACCUAGAAGCCGGCCACGCUACACCUCCCGAGUCGCCCAGGUCACAGCACUCGACGCAACUCUUGAAGGAGCGAUGGAGCUGGACCAACUCGCAGGCACCUACCACGCCACGUCUGGCAGCACUGAGUAUGCGAUCGUCCGUAGGAAGUCUACCUGGCUUCAGAAGCAUAAGAAGCUGGGUGCGCGGUCAAAACUCACGGAUGGCUGAAAAGCGACCACCGAUGCCAAAGCCACGAAUGCCGGCGCUGAAGAACAAGGCUUCAAUACCGAAGUUGGCGCCUAUAUCGAUAACAUAA
Messenger RNA from Recurvomyces mirabilis, 1203 nucleotides. RefSeq lists its product as uncharacterized. Lineage: Eukaryota; Fungi; Ascomycota; Dothideomycetes; Mycosphaerellales; Teratosphaeriaceae. The transcript has 2 exons. The record is from RefSeq and is a predicted model, not a curated record. Bases 1 to 1203 code for a protein of 400 amino acids.